UUUACUGCUUUACCUCGCUCCGUUAAACGUGCUCAUUUCUAAAGGCCAAGGGCGUCAAGUCCGGCGCACGCGAAGAGGGCACACGGCUCUCCCAGCACGAUCAGCUGGUAACGCGCAGGGAGGCUGGCGGAGCACCGGCCGGGCCGGGGCAGGCCUUCCCUUCGAGCGCUCCUCGGGGCUGCGCUGGCGAGCGGCAUCUCUGCCGCCCCCGGGGCGGGCGUGCUAAACGACAGAGGAGGAAGCGCAGAGGGGAGAGGGAGCUGCCGAGACAACAGACUUCGGCAAGUCCUGAAUAUUUCUAUAAUCCUCUGAUAAUCAUGGAGCCAUAUUUCGCUGGUUUUAAUCACGUGCAGCGGGACUAUGAAGUUACUCUUGAACUCACAAGUGAGGAGACUCAAAAAACUAGAAAUGCACAAAAUUCAAGGACAGGAUCUUAUGGUGUCAGUAUUAGAGUCCAAGGAAUUGAUGGACAUCCUUAUAUAGUGCUAAACAAUACAGAAGGAUGUUUGUCAGAAAAUCCUCCUCCUGGAAAAGAACAGCACGUCAUUUCUCAAACUGUAAGCAAGCCAGCCACAGACUCCAAUACUGCUUUUAAGUUGGAGGACAGAAACAGUGAACACACAAAGUUUUCUGGAACACAGCACAUGCAACCCUGUAAAAGCCUAAAGAUAACUAAUCUGGAUGAGGAGGAAAAUGGAAUAUCAGAUUUCAAAGAUGAGACAAUAAAAUCCUCAAUUUUGUUGAACUUUCAAAGACACCCUGAAAUUUUAAAGCCUUAUGAUCCUGAAAAAAAUAACUUGAACUUGGAUAGUUGCCAGUCUUCAGUGUGCAGUAAAUCUAAAUCUUUUACAGAUGAAAAAACUGAAGGAAAGCCUUGGAUUUCCUCAUCUAAAGUAGUGUCCCUACAGAAAACAAAUACAUAUCUUUCAGAGCCAACCAAAGCAAAUUCAAAAAAGAUACAACUGAACAGGUCAGUAGAAGACCAAAAUAAGCAGCUGUUGGAUUGUCCCAGUAGCACAGUCCGUCCUAAUGAAGUGUGUGUUUUAGAAUCAUUUUCAUCUACAGGAGGAUCCCCAUGUGUUAGUCCUACUGCUUAUCCAGAGACAAGAAAACUUAGACCAGAUGUUCUUCCCUUCCGCAGACAGGAUUCAGCUGGGCCAGUAUUGGAUAAUUCACGGAGAUCAUCAUCCUCAUCAGCUACUCCCACUUCUGCAAAUUCCUUAUACAGGUUUUUACUUGAUGACCAAGAAUAUGCCAUCUAUGCAGACAAUGUUAAUCGUCAUGAAAACAGAAGAUAUAUCCCAUUUUUGCCUGGAACUGGUCGCGAUAUUGACACUGGUUCACUUCCAGGAGUAGAUCAGCUAAUUGAAAAGUUUGAUAAGAAAGCUGAUCCUCACAGGAGAGGUAGGUCAGGAAAAAGGAACAGAAUUAAUCCAGAUGAUCGUAAAAGAUCAAGAAGUGUUGAUAGUGCCUUGUCAUUAGGGCUUGAUGUAAAUUCAGAUUAUUUAGGUGAAUUCAGUAAAAGUUUGGGUAAGUCAGCAGAGCAUUUGCUGAGACCAUCUAAAGUUUGCCUUCACAAGCAGUUAUCCAGAGAUCAAAAGUUACCUUCCAAAGAGAUGAAGAUUUCUGCUCGCAGUAUUGAAAAACUGCAGAUUCCUGAUAAAGACACUCAGAACAGCAGUUUCAAUUCUUUGCAAUACCAUAAAGAAAAUGGAACUGAUACUGAGAGCUUGGUCUUUAGGUCAUCUACACUUCCAGGACAGAAGAAAACCGAGGAAGUUAGAACAGUAACUUCUACUUUGUUGUUGCCAAACAGGAUCACAGUUCCACCUGAUUCAGGAGCCAAGAAGAUUGCUGUAAAAACGUUUUCAUCUGUCCAUAAUAUACAGGCAACUCCCGAUCUCUUAAAAGGCCAGCAAGAUCUUGCACAGCAAACGAAUGAAGAGACUGCUAAACAGAUACUUUACAAUUACCUUAAGGAAGGAAGUGGUGAUAAUGACGAUGCUACAAAGAGGAAAGUCAACUUGGUUUUUGAGAAAAUUCAGACUUUAAAGUCAAGAGCUGCUGGAAAGACACAGGUUUCAGAUUCUUCAACUGAAGUAAAAGCAUUGGUGGAACAAAAAGCAGAACUUGAAAGGAAAGUGGAAGAAUUAGAGAAAAAACUGGAUCUAGAAAUAAGGAAUCAGCAAAACUGCAAAGAAGAGAGAGAUGCCACACGAGCAAGCCUGAAAGAUCUACAGUUGCAACUUGAUGAAAGUAUAUGUGAAAAAGAAGCCUUAAAAAAGCAACUGGAAGAAAAUGAGAAGGAACUCAGGGAAAACCUGGAGGAGCUUUUUGAAGUGAAGAUGGAGCAGGAAAAACACCAGACUGAGAUCAGAGAUCUUCAAGACCAACUCUCUGAGAUGCAUGAUGAACUGGAUAACGCAAAACAUACUGAUGAAGGGGAGAAAGAAGUUCUGAUUGAGGUUAGUUAUAAAGAGCUGAUGCAAAUGAAGCAGGAUCUGGAAGAAGUAUUAAUAGCGAAAGAUCAACAAGAAGAGAUUUUGAGAAAGAGAGAGCGAGAGCUUACAGCUUUAAAAGGAGCACUAAAAGAAGAAGUAUCUAGCCAUGACAUGGAGAUGGAUAAACUUAAAGAGCAACAUGAUAAAGAAUUGCUCAAUCUACAGCAAAGCCUGGAAAAAGCAACAGAGAGUGCUGCUGUCCUUGCCAGUGAAAGAAAUGCUGCACAAGAGAUGCGAAAUAGUAUAGAAAAUCAAGUCAAAGAGCUGAGUGAGGAAAAUGAACAAUUGAAGAGAACAGUUGACGAACUAGAGAGUAAAAUUGAAGAGUUGCACAAGCAAAUUGAUAAUAUGAAAGGAGAAGAAAAUUCAGUGAAGGAAAAAAUAAAGAGCUAUGAGGAAGAGAAAGAGCAAUUAGAAGAAGCUUUGAGAAAUGCUGAAAAGGAAGCAAAAGAACUGCUAGUGCUAAAAAGGUCUCUGGAAAGCCAACUGGGAGAGAUGCAGGAGAACAUCCAUUAUAUUUCACAAGAAAGGCAACAGUUAACUCAGCAGUUAAAAGAUGAAACUCACCAGAAGGAAUACUUAAAGCAGAUAAAGAAUGAAAUGGAGAAUGAACAACAGCAACUGAACCAGACUGUUGAGAAGUUACAGAAGGAGAUGUCUGAAAUGGUAGAGGUCUCAAGAACAUCAACUCUGGAGCUUCAGAAUCAGCUUGAUGAAUACAAGGAGAAAAAUCGCAGGGAACUUGCAGACAUGCAGAGACAAUUAAAGGAGAAAAACAUUGAAGUAGAAAAGUCACGCCUGACAACGAUGAGAUUACAAGAUGAGAUGCGUCUUAUGGAGGAAAACUUGAGAGACCACCAGAGAGCUCAAGAUGAGGCAAUAACAAAAACUCAGUUGUUAGAACAAACUGUGAAAACUUUGGAAUAUGAACUGGAAGCCAAAAACCACUUAAAAGACGAUCGGGCAAGACAAAUCAAACUAAUGGAGGACAAGUUAUCUCACCUGGAACUUGAGCUUGAUGAAGAAAAGACUAAUUCAGAUUUGUUGUCUGAAAGGAUUAGUAGAUGCAGAGAACAGAUUGAACAAAUGAGGACAGAGCUACUUCAGGAAAGAGCUAUAAAGCAAGAUUUGGAGUGUGACAAAUUAUCAUUGGAAAGACAGAACAAAGACUUGAAGAGCCGAAUCCUUCACCUGGAGGGUUCUUACCGGUCCAGUAAAGAGGGACUUGUUGCUCAGAUGGAAGCAAGGAUCACAGAGCUGGAGGAACGACUUGAAAAUGAAGAGAGGGAUAGAGCUAAUUUCCAACUAAGUAACCGCAGACUUGAGAGAAAAGUGAAGGAGUUAAUGUUACAAGUAGAUGAUGAACACCUCUCGUUGACUGAUCAAAAGGACCAGUUGAGUUUGAGGUUGAAAGCAAUGAAACGUCAAGUUGAAGAAGCUGAAGAGGAAAUAGACAGACUGGAAAGUGCUAAAAAGAAACUCCAGAGAGACCUGGAAGAGCAGCUAGACAUGAAUGAACAAUUGCAAGGACAACUUAAUGCUGCAAAGAAGGAAUUAAGUAGACUGAAGAAAUCAACGAGUAAAGUGUUGGCUGAUUCUGAUGAUGAUGACGAUGAUGAUUUCAGCACGGAUGGUGAUAGUCUCUGUGAAGUACCUUCAGGAAAUAACUUUUCAAAAGAUGAUGACACAAAAAUCUAAAUGUGUUGAAUCUGUGAUUCCUUGAAAGUACUGGAAGAAUAACAUCAGUUAUCAAGAAACUGGAUAUUCUAGAAGCCAGAUCACAUAAAGGGAUUUAAAGCUGGGAAUACAAUGUUUCCAUACAUGCUGUGCCAUUUUUUUAUUUAGAACUCCGCUGUUUAUUACAGAAAAAGGAUUGCAUUAUAAAACAGCUAUAACCCACACACACACAAAUAGAUAUAUAUAUAGUGCUACUGAAAAUACAGGGAUAAUGUUUCACGUUGGAAAUGUGAUUUUGCUAAAAUCUUGUUUAAGUUAAAAAGCAUUUGAAAGUAUUUAAAAAUUAGUUUGUGGUUAUUAAAAGCUUUUUCCUAAAAUUAAGGAAACCACAGGAGAUUAUUUAAGAAUUGUAAUUAUGGGGAAAUUAUGUAUAAAAUGUAAAUAUUUAAACCUGAUCUUUUUAUUGACUACUUUAGUACCAUUUUGUAAAGUUUCAAAUAUUAUAUAAAUCAAUUUCCUAUGUAAAGAACUUAAAUUUAUACUGAAUGCUAUAUUUGGGGGUUGACUAAGUAAAAAAAAAAAAAAAAAAAAAAAAGAGAACAAAUGAAAAGGAGUACCUUUUGCACAUUACAGAGCAGAUUCACAGUUCCUGAGCCAGGAAGUAUGUUCCCACUUUAAAACCAGUGCAAGUGUAUGUAUUCAGUGUAUUAAAGAUCAAAUGUUAAUCCUGCCUGUUGACUUCAAAAGGACUCAUCACAACUGCAUAACAACUGAGACUUGUCUACAACUUUCUUCUAAGCUUCAUUUGGGAAGCCUUCUGUUCUUAGUAGGGAAGAGUAAGAAUGAGGUUAGUUAUUACUUGGCCUGUCUGACUUCCUGAAAGCAGAACAUUAUAGGCCUGUUGAUUUGAGAGCGUCAGGACAGGCUUAUCUUAAGAGUCCCUCAGGAGUCUGACUUGUUCCUGUAAAAUUACUCAUGGUCUUUGAAAUAAGUAUAUGCUUAAAUCUCUUUGUUAACUGAUAGCAGUAUUUUAUGCACCUGGCAGGAAAUUGCAUCAAGGAAACACAAAGCAUGCAAUCUAAGCAGUUCUUGAGUGUCUAAUUGUGCUAUAUUGCAGUGUAUAGUCAGAUAUGCAGAUAUAUGUUAGUAUUUCAGUUUACAGGCAUUUUGGGUGAUCCAUCUGUUCAACAAAUUGUGGAAGAAAUUUGAAAGAAAAAAAAUAGGUAUUGUAGAUGUUGAUUUAAAAGCAUUUUCCAUUGUAUUGCUGAGAAUAUCUUUUUUCCAUUUAUAUUAUAGCAGAAUGUUUUUUCUCCUUUGAAAAUCUAGAAUUCUAAGGAAAGGGAACUGCUACAUAAUUUUGUUAAUAAACCAUAGCUAAUUCCUCUCUGAUUAUUAGUAUUUGCCCUUAGUUACAGAUCAGUGAGCAUUUGUUUGUUGAAUGGACCAAAUAAUAGUACAAUGUAAUAAUAAAAAAUCCUUUAACCUGAAGUUGCUGGGAACCUCCAUUGCUCCCACAGAGGCAUCUUCUGAAGAGGACAAGUUUUAACGACUCUGAAAGCGAGACUGAUAGACACUGACAAUGGCAGUGUCCAUUUUCAUACCAUUCUAUGAAAUAAACUUCUUCCUGCAGGAUCAGAAAUCUCUUCAUGCAUAGCACAUUGCAGACUCUUUUGCUGUAUAGUUCCAUGCAAUUUGAUUUUGAUGGUUUGAUUUAUAUGGGAAAUAAUAUGAAUGACAUAGCUGUAAUACGAUGUCUCUGAAACUUUUAUCUUUUCAAGUAACAUACAUCAUAUCUUUUUGCAGUACUAGAUUUACUAUUUUGACAACAUAGAUCAGUCUUUCCUACAAGAAAAUCUGCAUAUACUGUACUGACAAUCAUCAUAUAACCUGCUGUAAUUUAUUUUUGUUAUUUCAUUUGCAUGUUUAUGAAGGCUUAACUUUAAACAACUGUUUCCAAUCUCCAGUACUCUGUCCUAAAUUUCAUAGAUGACUAAUAUUUCAAACCACUGGAAGAAAAUCAUUUAAUAUUGCAUCUACCUCCAGUUAUACUAAACUAUAAAGGAAAAAAAUAACUUCAAAUAAACAGACAGUGCUUUCAGUUCUGUUUUGUAUGUGCACAUAGCCUGAUAUGACAACUGAAUUUCUUGUGGCAGACGUGCAUGCUUAGAAUCUAAAAGGAAAUAAUUAUCUGGGAAAUAGUGAUGCUGUAAACAUGUUUUUGGAUUUUCUACUUUCUAAAUAACUACUUUGUAACUGGUAAAGCAGGUGGCAGAUGUAGUAGAAGACUCCUUUUCUCAUUUGAACGUAGGAUUGUUAGAAAGAGGGAGAUGUACUGUUGCAGACACCUAGUGGGAGAGAUCCUACAUGUUAGACUUUUCCCUGUCUCUUCAUAAAAAGAGAACAGGUCUUUGGUUUGUUCAUUUAGACUUGGAAAUGGCAUGUCGUCUUUAGAGUUCUCAGAUGAUAUGACUAAAAAUCAAAGAUGUUGAAAAAGCUAUUUCAACUCAUUCACAAAACUCAGUAGCUCUGUUUCUCGAUAUGUGCUAGCUACGGUGAAGGCAGGGUCUAGAUCUUAAUUGCCACGAAGAAAGUAUUAUCAGUGUUUUAAGAACAUCUCAUCUGUUUGCUUAGUGUCAUGGUAGUUUUCCAUCAAAACUCAUCUUAAGUCAAAGUUCAGCUUAGAAAAAUUUUCCUGGUAUUUCCAUGUAAUCUAUUUUUAAAUUAGUUUCUUCUUUAAAUGAAUCUUUAAAUGAAUUAAAAGAAGCUUUUGACCCAUAAAAGGAAGCAAGAGAGAGAAGCAAGAGAGAGAACACAUGAAGAAACAUAAUUGUGAGACAUUCAGUCCCUAGAACUUUGUGUAAACAUCAGAGUUUCUGGUUUAUUUCAGAGACACAGCUUGAAUUCUGAGCUGUAGAGACAUUCAGGUUUUUUUGACAAUACUGUAAUGUCUCAUAAAUAAAUAGACCCAAGCAAAAUCACUUUUGGUACAAGCCUAACUUUAUGACUUAGUGGAUGCUUCUCUCUCAAUGUAAGUAAUCAAAGAUGAGCAACAAACUUUUUGUUCUCUCUGGGAUUAGAGACCUUUGAUAUUCCAUUUUUAUGUAGUGAGAGAUUUUCUGCAAAAUCAGUAUUUCUUUCCAUUAAAAUUCUGUUACCUCUAAAUAUGCUUGUUCUUCAAACAGCUAAGGUUCAUAUUAAAUCCUGAUAACUUUUACCUUAAGAGAACUUAAUGUGGUCAUUUAUAAUUCCUGGUUUUGAGAAUAAAAUCCAAGUUCUAAUUUGAGCAUUUUCACUAAUCUUUUGUAUUCUAGCAGAUCCUCUUGGUAUUAUGACCCUGCUUUGUAGAUAGGAAAAUACAAGUUAAAUUCUACUAGAAUGUUUUGAUCUAAAUCACUAAAAUUUGACAAGUGCUUCAAGAUCUUUCAAUGGCAAUUGCUAAACAAUGUGAAAUAUGUAACUGCAAAACAAGUGGGCAGAAUCUUCCUGUUCUCUAGAGACUCUUCACUCACUGUCCAAGUAAUAAAAUUCAGGCUGUUCAUCACAUACAA
Molecule: messenger RNA, 7726 nt
Organism: Colius striatus (speckled mousebird)
Lineage: Eukaryota; Metazoa; Chordata; Aves; Coliiformes; Coliidae
Gene: CGNL1
Product: cingulin like 1
Exons: 19
Coding region: 318-4199 (1293 amino acids)
Cellular component (GO): myosin complex
Source: RefSeq, a predicted model, not a curated record